AUGAAGAAGAAGAUAACAAGAAUGAAAAGUUUAACAUUAAAACCAAAAAAAAAGAAUGAAAAGUCUUCGGAAGAGACGUGGUAUUUGUCAUUGGAGAUGAUGAAGAAAGUGAGCUCCAUGGCGGCUCCAAUGGUGGCAGUUUCGGUUUCUCAGUACCUUCUUCAAGUUAUCUCCAUGAUCAUGGCUGGUCAUGUAGACGAGCUCUCACUCUCAGCCGUCGCAAUCGCCACUUCCCUCACCAACGUCACCGCCUUUAGCCUCCUCUUUGGUUUUUAA
This is a messenger RNA of Microthlaspi erraticum, 276 nucleotides long. The record is from the annotation of a GenBank genome assembly. Lineage: Eukaryota; Viridiplantae; Streptophyta; Magnoliopsida; Brassicales; Brassicaceae.